AAAGUUCGUGCAUGCGCCGAAUCGGAAAAUGCACCACCCAUCGAGGUAGUCAUCAACGCCGGCAUAUUUUGUAAACACGUACGUCACGAGUUUGAGUGUUUCAUCUCAGUGGUGCCAGUCAACACAGGUGGCUGAGUUCUCAUGUGCGUGUGACAUGCUCGUUGUUCGAACACGUUUCAGUCAACGUCUUGCACUACUGGCUAGAAAAUGGCGGGAACGUACUGCGUGGUAGACUUCUGCACCACUAAGCAGUACGGUAGCACACCGAUGCAUAAGUUUCCGACCGAAACCUCUCAACGACAGCAAUGGAUCGAUUUUGUGCGUGCGACGGGACGCAAAGAUUGGGUUCCGUCGAAGAGCUCUCGCAUUUGCGCGCGUCAUUUUGAGACCUCGUGCUACGUAACAGUUCCUGAGUGCAUGGUGAAGCUUGGGUUUUCUCCCGGUCGCGCUCAGCUCCAGCGUGGCGCCAUCCCAAGCAUCUAUCCAGACAUGUGCUCCGUGUCAGCUGCAAGUGGUUCGAUUUCCCGCAAACGCCCUUGUUACGAGACAUGCUCGGACAGAGGACACGAGCCUGAUUUGCCUCUACACAUGCCCACCCACCUGUGUGCCAGCGGCAACGAUAAGGCUACAACUGCAGGCUGUUUUGUCGCAAAUGUUCACACACAAUGCCACGUUGAAGUUGGCAUUAGGGGUACACAAGCGGCUUUAAAACCAGCAUCAAGAUCAACAGGCGUUCAGACAAGGCUAACAGUACUCCCUGUUGAAGCUGUCCUGAAGGCUACACAAGUGGCUCUGAAACGAGCAUCAAGGUCAACAGGCGGUCAAACAAGGCCAAGAGUAUUCUGCGUUGAAGUUGACAUGGAGGAUGCAAAAGUGGUUCUAAAACCAGCAUCAAGGUCAACAGACGUUCAUACAAGGUCAACAGACGUUCAUACAAGGUCAGCAGACGUUCAUACAAGGCCAACAGUUGUGUGGCUGAAGAGCUCCACGCCAUGCCCAAAGCCGUCGCUUGUGUGUUCAGAGCCAUCACCAACGAACAAGGACGAUCCCCAGGAUGAGACCUACAAGCCCAAGUUUAACAGCUCUGAAGCGCACUGACACAUUUGACAACCUGUCCAGCCUUUUUCCCAUUUUCAUACCACGGAAUGCUUGCAAGGUUAUGUGGACAGACUGCUUGCUGUUGAAGAGUUCCUCAGCGAAAGCACUCCUGGGAGUCUUCCAGUGGAACCCCGUUAAGUUUCAAGCUCAUUGGGAGCUGCUGACGAGAAUGCGCUUGUGCAGUCCCAUUUGCAAGAUUUGCGACAUGUUAGUGACCAGAGAGCAAUAUUGAAGCAGCUCAAAGUUUGAAGCGCUCUGAAGCAAGUUCUCUUGUCGCAUCUUUGGUGACAAAUGUACGUAGAAUUCCACCAUCCAUAAGGCAACGUACUGGACACUGGUGACGUGAUCUCUGAGCCCAAACUUCAGCCGUUUGCAGUAAGAUUGUCUUGCCGUUUUCUGAAAGCACGCUUGUGACUUGCACGUCAUUCAUGGCUUUCUGCUCUGAAUCGCCCUUGGGCAGUUCAGUGUGGCUCACGAAGAAAUGUGAGAUGUCUUCCUUGACAUAAGUCACGACAUAAAAACCUGAAUCAAGGAAGGGAAUUUUGAGGGCUUGUUUCCUUGUUGGACACAACCUUAAUGAAGACCAGCAGAUAAUGAAGCCAAAGAAGGUAUAGGGGACAUUAAUUGUACUGUUUUGAGUGUAUUGUAGUAAUUGUGAUAUAGAUAUGGAGAAAGUAAAGGGGACGAAAAAGGCAACUUGCCGUAGGCAGGGACCGAACCUUGCAACCUUUGGAUUUCAUUGACAUAAAAAAACCUUGCGUUUCUGCAUUCUUUUGCCUGGUGACAUUUCUCCCAGCAUUGAAAGCACAUUCCACUUUGUUUAACCUUUCCUUUCUUCUCUUGUAGGGACAUCUCUUUGUCACUCUUGGUAAAGGAAUGUUGACCUAACUCACUGAAAAGGCAUGCUUUGUUAUGUUUAAAAGUUGUUGUUAAUGCAGCAGCUGAGGCAACGUGGCAUUGACUAAAUUCUCCCUGUUUUUUUGUCUUGAAUUCCUGCUAACGGCUUGAACAUCUCUGGGCAAUUUCAAAAGCUUUUUCUCUGCUGGUCACUUCCCUCUUCAAAAGCACGAGGAGCUCAGAAAAACCGCUGCUCUCGCCUACGUGGUCGUGCUUGUUUUGGCAAUAACGAAGCAAAAUCUCUUGUGGUAAACACUUUUCUAUAGCAACUUUAAGAGCACUGUAUGCCUGCUUCUUUACACCGAGGGCCUCAAGACUUUGACCAUGCUUCAAUAUUUCAUCAUAAGGAAGUCGCAAAGAAGUUAUGUUGACAGUUCAAGGCACAGGCUUUGACUCAAGCAGUCGACUUGUGAUCAUUCACGGCAACUUCCUUAGGUUUGAAGCGUUCUUUGAGCAAGUCUACAGUAAUUUCAUAAUUGCUAUCUCUUAGUGACAGUAGCUCUAUAUUCGCUGUUCAGGCCAUGAGAUACGCAUUCACUGCUUGGUGCAGGCGUUUAGGUGUCGGCAAUUGACUUCUGCAUUUUUCCUACGUGUCUGGUAACGUUAGAAAUCUUCAAACACAUGCCUAGAUAUUUGUUGGCUGCUAACACUUCCUCUUCCAAUUCAAAUUGCUCGUUUUCUACCAGUUGAGGGCAGUGUAGGCCUAAGUGCUGCUCCGAGGGACUGCAGGUUACGGUAGAAGAUGGUGGGUGUUGGCUUUGGUGGAGUUGAAGCUGCCCUCGGUAAGCUGCGUCAGUCUUACUGAGGGCAGCUUCUUUGGGGGUCCCUUCGGUCAGGUCUUUGUCGCUGGAAGUUGGGUUUUCGGCACCAUACUCUUAGGAAUGACAGAAGUUCGAGAUUUGUCACAACCAUGUACAAUGUUUAUUGGAACAGGGGAGCCCAAAUAAAAAGAAGACGCAUGCACCAGCAGUGCCAUGAAAACUUUUCUCUUGAUUUGUAUGAAUCUCCAGCAGAUGUGCUAUUUUUGACGUGUCCCAUUUACACAAUAGUGUUAUUUUAUUUUUAAAGCGAAUAGCAAAAAAGAUGACAGUGAUUCCACUCCUGCGCCAACUGCGCCAAAGUGCGCCAAAUUGUAUUUACUGCGCCAUCCUGAUAAUAUCGACGAAAUUUGCGCCAAACUGCGCCAAAGUCUCGGGUUUGGGGGCGUCUAUCACCGGCAAUCGCACCGCCGGCGCGUCAGAACAUGUGCAGCUCGAUCUUGGGGCUGCCAAUAAAGUCGCAGUCAUGGACCAAGAAUUAUUCCGCUGAAUAAAUAGCGCUCGCGCGUGCGUUCCGAGUAAGCCACGAUGCCAUGCACGGUGCCGACGCAGCUUCUGUUCUGCAAGUCGGCUCGACAGCAAAACGCGCUCUCCGCAGAGGCUCGUGACGUCUAGGCCAAUCGGUAGCGAGAAAGUGCGACGCCGAUUCAUCGGCAGACGUCGUCUGUUCCAGAAAUGCUGCUGAUAGCUCGUUUCAAGCGUCGCACGGCACGUAAGGAAAGCAAUGUUCAGUAAUAACUACAUGAGUGCCGCUAAAAUGUCUGUCACUUCUGUUUCCGGACAUCGCGGAAUGAAAUCUGGGAUCGCUCGCAGUAGAUAUAUGGGACAAUAUCGAAUUUUCCUUGCUUCGCGUUUAUGGAAGAGCACGCGAACGGUGGAAACGCGUUGACACUCUUCCUCAGAUAUACUUUAUUCAUGGAUCUUCAUCCAGAACAGCUUUUUCGCAAUUCCUUCCGCCAGCACGUCCGAGUUUGUAAUCGCUCUGCGGUAAAUACCCCCAAAAGGCCCUGCCCUUUCGAGCUCACGUGCUAGGGUUCCAAUUCGAUUUUUUUGCUUGCUUUUUUAAAAAUGUCAUCUCAUUAGUAAAAUCAUAUCUUCUGGUCGGAGCAGCCGCAAAUGCGCAGCUGUCAGUAGCGGGCCCGUCGCUGACGGCCCACAGUGAAGCGGCUACGCCAUGUUACACGUCCGCCCCUCGCUUUCGGGGGUCAAUAGCUAACAGUUAAAAAAAAAAAAACUAAGUUUCGCUUAAGAGCGAAGCAAUGAAUGCGAUACCAAAAAAUUGUAUUGUGAAACGAAGUAAGACUAGCAGCUAACUCUUUUGGAUCCGAUCUCGCGUAACCCAACAAAACGCUGGUUUAAGGGAAUAUGGCCCCUCCAGGAACCGAAGCGUUUUCUUGCCCUGAGUUUUCUAAACGCGAAGUAAGCGUUGAGCGCACAGCAAGUUUACGAGCCGUCUCCUGAUGCCUCGAGAUAGCGCAAGCGACUGCGCCCUUCGAACGAUGCGCCCCCCCCCCCCUUCCGCUCCCUACGAAAGACGGGCGGGGCGUUUCCUCUCUGUUUGAUGAGCAAUCGGCGGCAGGCCCGCACGCGGGAAGAUGUUAUUUCAUGCGUUGUCCGUGCGGCGGAGACAGACGGCCGGCUAGUUUAAUCUCCGCUUCAGCCGCGUUCGUCGCCAGCGCUCGCGAGCUUUUACCCGCGGCUAGAAUGCGCGUGGUGAUGUUAUUAAUUUGGACUUUAUACGGAAAAGUACGGCAACGGCGACGGCAAAAAUCCGCCGAGAGUGUCCAUAUAAUUGCUAUCGCAAGGGUCAAUGUACGGGGCAGAUUUUGCGCCCCCCCCUCUUAGGUGAUUAGGGGGGGGGGCGCCCCCCUUGCCCCCCCCCCGCCCUGUGCGCACGCCUAUGCUCCUGAGAUGAUUUUUUCCAUGAGAUUUGCAAUGAAUCGAAAUAUUUCUAGCCUUCAUAAGAGCCCCAUAAUAAUACUCAGGUGCUUGAAUGUUAAUGCAAUAUGCUUCUGUAUUGCACUCCAGGAUAUAAAAUUAUCUGCUCCAAAGUGCUCCCAGAUGCAAAAUUAUCUGCUCCAAAGUGCUCCAAGAUGAAAAUUUUGCUGCUCCAGAGUGCUCCAAAACGGAAAUUUUGCUGCUCCAAAAAUUGCUCCAAAUCAGAAGUCCUCGGUAGCAUCACUGAGAUGACUGAGUGGAGUGGUGUGGACAUGCUUCACCCGGGCUCCCGUGUCAUUUGUCAGUACAGAGACUUAUGUCUAAUCUUCAGGAUAUUGGUAUCUUUGAACCCACAGUCAGUGGUACGUGCCACGGGGCUGUCGCAUGCACAAUGGAAAACUGCAUAACCACCGGAUAUGGUAUCACAAUUUUGUGGGUCUGAAAUGUUUACUCUGGCAUGGUUAAACUGAAUUGUUUAUGCAAUUCCUGUGACUUUGCAUUUUUAUGCUAAUUAACAUUUGCAAAUUGUAUGCGAUUAGGUGCCUGGAGUUGUGUCAAAAUGUCAUCCUAUCACUGCUAAAAACGUAUCAUCUUGUGGGUCUUCAUACUAGGGGCUUUGGUUGCGUGCCAUUUUAUUGCCAUUUCCAAAACACGUAUCAACCAAGCACUCUCAAGUUUCAUGGGAAUGUUUGCAUGAGCUGUAAAUACUAUCUGCUUCUCCGCUCUAAGGUGAAUCAUACGUGAUGCUUUGUAAAUUACUGUGUGUGUACAUAAAUUUGUAAAUAUGAAUAAAGGAAUGGUCAGUACUUCCAAAAGAGAACACAAGUUCAGCAUCUAUUCUUUCACCUAAGCUGAUCCCUGUAUUGCUGACACGUACAAACAGGAGUUCAUGUUCAGUGUGUUGUAGUUAUUUUGGUUGAAGAUAAUCUUCAAAAUACAUUCAGC
This is a messenger RNA of Rhipicephalus sanguineus (brown dog tick), 5696 nucleotides long. RefSeq names its product THAP domain-containing protein 10-like. The record is from RefSeq and is a predicted model, not a curated record. Gene Ontology annotation, molecular function: sequence-specific DNA binding. Lineage: Eukaryota; Metazoa; Arthropoda; Arachnida; Ixodida; Ixodidae. The transcript has 6 exons. The coding region runs from base 208 to 1098 and encodes 296 amino acids.